ACACAAGCGGGUUCUUUUUGUAAAACGUAUGUUUAAAAUUUCAUAGAACCCAUGAGAGCCAAUAAUAACUCCAUAACUUUGAGUACUUACUGAAACACUGUUUACUUGUACAUGCAUCAAAACACUGUUAUUUUUCUCGAUAGGUGAGAGCACUGGAGGGUUCCGGAUCCAGGUUAAUGACGGAGUUAAUAAAGAUUCUCCUCACGUGUUCACAGUUACUGCCAGGGAACUGAAGCUAAUUCUGCAAGUCAACGAGAAGCUAAGAGUACUUCCCAGGAUGCAGCAGUCAUUAACAAAGGACCACCUAUCAGUGACCACCAAUGAUAAAGAUUCAGAGAGAGAAAUCGUGUACUACGUAAGAAAAGAACCAGAAAAGGGCCGUAUUCUACUGGAAAACCCCGGUGGUGCCCUAUCUCCUGUGACGCAAUUUACCCAGGGUCAGGUCGAUAAAAAUAUGUUACUGUACGAACACACGAAACCCAUGAAAAGCUUCACUACAAUGGACACUAUCAUAUUCGACAUUGAAACUCAACAUGCUGACUCUCUGAAGGGAGUAGCUUUUAAUAUCGAAAUUUCAGUGGACAGUCUGGGAAUUGGAAACCUGGAAGGAAAAAUUCAGCUCAAUCCACUGGACGUUAUGGAAGGAGGUCAUUCUUCUAUAGGACCAGAACACAUUGACCUAUCGCGGCUUUUAACUGUGUGGCAAGGUAAAGGUAAAGAGGACUUGACGAGUAACCUUGAAAUCAUCGUAGAAACCUUCCCUACCCACGGGUGGCUGUCAUUAAACAAUGAAAAUAUUUCUGAGAGCAGUCAAGUCCGGUUUAAUCGCACAGACAUUAGGGACAGACUCUUAGUUUACCACCAUGACGAUUCUGACACUUUUGGUGAUGUUCUCACAUUGGGUUUCUAUAUCUCGGGCGAUGAGAUGUUCCCUCACAUCUUACUCUACAACGGAACUCUUCAGAUUAACGUCACCUACGUUAACGACCAGCCCUUUGAACUAAUAACGAAGACUCCAAAGAUUAACGUCGUUCAAGGUCAGAAGAUGGUAAUUUCUUCAGAUAACCUGUACACCAAAGAUUUAGAUGGCGUUUCUAAAGACAUUAUAUACGAGAUAAUAAGUAAUGCCACCAAUGGUUUUGUGGUCAAGGAAGAAAAUGAAACACAUCUGGUCCAGAGUUUUACGCAGGAAGACAUUGAUAAGGAUUUGGUGUACUUUGUCCAUGAUGGAAGUAAAAGUCCAGGGACGUUUCACUUCAAAGUAAGUGAUGGUAAGCAUAAGCCUGUUUAUAAAGCAUUCAACAUCAUUGCGGUGUCGCUGUCUCUUACAUUAGUUAACAAAACAACGUUAGAAUUUCUACAAGGGACAACUACAGUCACGAUUAAACCGAAAAACCUUGGAGCUGCUACUAAUGGCGAUCCUGAAAAUAUACUUUACAAUGUGACUAAGGAACCAAGAUACGGUCGUCUUUUCAUUGGAGAGCAACUUAUAAGUCAGUUCAAACAAAAAGACAUCAAUAAUGGUUCGGUUUCUUAUAUGCAGUUGGACAUGACAGCCUCGCAGGAUUACUUCGUAGUGGCGGUGACCUAUGGCGAAAAUAUUCUGUCGGACCGCAUAAUCAACGUUACAGUUGUGCCUCUAAUUAAACAAGGGCCUUUUGGAGUUCACUCUGGAGACUCGGGUGUCUUAACUUUAGAUGUACUAGAUGCAUCCAAAUUAGCGGAGCAGACAGACAGCGAUCCGGUGUACUCCAUAACAAAGCAGCCUAAAUAUGGAUAUUUACAGAAAGUCGCUGCUCCGAGAGUUAGGCGCGAAGCCGAAGCCGUGAAGAGAUUUACUCAUCACGAUAUUAUUCAGGAGAUAAUUAUUUAUAAGAGUAAGGACAUUGAGAUUCGAGGCUCUGUCGCCGAUGUAGUUGAAUACGUGUUGACAGCUCCAGGAGUACAGCCUGCUCGUGGAAGAUUCGUCGUGAUCUUACAGCCUAAGGUCCCAUCGUCGUCAGUACAACUAAUUAGCGAUGUACCGGUGUCGUCGGAUGUACCACCGAACGAAACGACUCUGCAACCGGCACUAGACGACAGAGAGCAGGAACUGGAAGAAAAUGUUCACACGCCUCAGAUCAGCGACGAUCACUUACUGAUCAUUUGUUUAGUAGUGGGAGUGGUAGUUUUGACAUUAGCUAUCGUGUUGGUCAUCAAAUAUCUUACAACGAGACAAAGGUCUAAGCGGUCAGCAAGAGGUCAUAUAGACGGAAAGGUUCCUGGAUCCCAGACAGCGCAGACAGACCUGAAUACCGAGCGUUUCCCAUCGAAUGGAAGCGGAUCUUUGUCGGAACUUCCCCCUGCUGUGCCCCCUACUUCUCCGUCCAGUCUUGCCAGUAGUUGUAGUGUCACUCCUAAGCGAGGAGUCAAAGCCGAGAAGUCAGAAAACAAAGAUGUGGACCCUACACUACCUCCCUCUCCUCCUCCCUAUGGUGUUGAGGGUAAUGAGUGGACAGAAGUAAGCCCGACCGUGCCUACCUGUAAGGUCACACCCCUAACAAAACCAGACAGGCCGGAGGUAAACGAGACGACUUUAAACGCACCCUAUAAUGGAAAAGAUCCUUCCGAACCAAGUGGGAAUGAGGAGUGGAGUCGGUACGAAGGCAACAGUAUACGCUACGGGGCUUCAAAUAAUCCUAUAUUGAGAAAAAACCAGUAUUGGGUCUAAAAAUAAAAAUCUUCAAAAGUGAAAACAAUAGAUUUGUAUUAGUGAUCUGACUCAAGGUCAAAAGAUCGGGUUGUAGAAAUUUGGCUCGGUAAGUACGUUUCCAAAAGCUGUGACUUUAAGGUUCGAUCUGAUGUAUCAUAAAGACAUUAAUACCUAUGCCAACUAGGAGCAAACAACGGCAGAACAAGGUAUUUAAAGACAUUAAUACCUAUGCCAACUAGGAGCAAACAACGGCAGAACAAGGUAUUCUGAACUAAAGCGCAAUUACAAAAUAUUUGUUGCACGCUAAAACACGUCAUCCUUUUCUUCAUACACGAGAAGAAAUUGUUGUUACUAUUGAGAAUGUACAACGGAACGAAACAGAGUUCAUCUAGAAAUAUUAUAUCUUGUUAGUCGUCGUAUCUAUUUCAAUCAGUGAUUUAAAAAAAGAUCGGUUGGAAUUUCUUUAUAUGUUGAAUUUAUCAUUUUCAUUGAUUAAAUAGUCAAAUAUUUCAAGUUUAUUUAAAAUAAUUCCACUAUCUGUGAUCUGUAAAGGUCUGAAAAGUUUCCUGUACCCCCUCAUUAAGAGCUAAGCCUAAUGGUAACUAACAAUAUAUCCCAAACUUUUACUUUAUAGUUUGGAUGAUUAAGAAAGUUGAAAACUACUUGAUUAGCAUCUGUUUUUAAAUUGUGUUCAGCACGGAUAGCCCAUUGUGUAGCUUUGUGCUUAAUUACAAACAAACAAUCAACAAUAAACAAGUUUUGCAGCGCCAUCUAUGUACCAUUUAUUCUCAGUUUCUAGAGUUAAAGUCCUAAAUAAAAAAAGGGUAAUUGUUUUAAGCUUCAUAAAUAUGUAAUUUUUCAUUCGAAGUUUGCAUAGUAUCGUUUCUUGAGAGUUGGAAGUAAAUCAGAACUACUUUGUUAUAACGUUAAAAUCCGGGGUUUGAUUCUCUUUGUUGGACAGAGCACAGAUAGCUUUGCGAGUUGAGUAAAGUGUAUGAACAUUAGCAAUAUCGGUUAUUUACACGUGUUAUUUUCAGUUUACAUAUUACUCUAGUUAUAAACAUGAUUUCAACGUACAAUUUCCUGUUUGUAAUUAUACAUAGAUCUUUUUAAAGAUAUUUUCUAUUUGAUAUUGUCAGACGAAUUUCUCUGUAGGCUGAAAAGAACCGUCAGUAAUAUACUGAGUUUUUGUUUUGUUAGUACUCGAAUUUUAAUAUGUAAAUUUAAGUUUUAUAUUUGUAAACAUUGAACGUUUACAUCAGCUGUUUCUACCUUGUUUUAGGUUUAUCGUGUAGUAUAUCCUUGAUGUUAAUUGUUUCAACUAAAAACUGAGCUUACAUUUACAAUGAUGUCUUCCGAUGUAAUAUUUUGUUACAUAUGAAAAUCUGGUUGAAUUCAU
Messenger RNA from Limulus polyphemus (Atlantic horseshoe crab), 4091 nucleotides. Its product is annotated as chondroitin sulfate proteoglycan 4-like. The record is from RefSeq and is a predicted model, not a curated record. Bases 278 to 2710 code for a protein of 810 amino acids. The transcript has a single exon. NCBI's taxonomy places the organism in Eukaryota, Metazoa, Arthropoda, Merostomata, Xiphosura, Limulidae.